AUGAACAGAAGCACACGAACCAGCAUCUUCCGCAUACCAGCAUCUACCCCUACAUCUAUGCCCAGAUGUACAACAACCCGUCCAUGUACCCGUACACCGCUAUCACCAUCACACAGCAGCGCCCGAUACUCAACGAGGACAGCUAGACUAUCAAAACCACUACCAACGACAUUCUCAAAACGAAACACAUCCACUUCCACCUCCCCCAUCAACUCUUCUUCAAGUCCCAACUCGCAAAUCAUCCAUCCUCUAGUCCCUCCGCCCAAAGCAGGCAGCGGCCCUCUCCUGUCCCGCCGACCCGACCGCGCCCUCCCCGACCUCCCUCGCCGAGGCGCCUGGACGACAACCCUCCCGCUGUUCGCGCUGCUGAUCGGCGUCGCUAGCCUGGCCAUCUUCAACUACCAGAAAUCCAGCAGUUCGACCGUCAACGCGAUCCUGUAUGCGCUGCGCACCAACGAACAGGCGCGCGAACUGCUCGGCGACGAGAUUUAUUUCGCAAGUCGCAUCCCUUGGAUCCGCGGCGAGUUGGCGCCGAUGCAGGGCACGAUCGAUAUCUCGUUCUGGGUGAAGGGGAAGAAGGACCAGGCCCUGGUCAAGUUCGUGUCGAUUCGGAAGAGAAGUGAUGCCUUCUUUGAGACGUUGGAGUGGAGUCUGAAAACUAGGGACGGGAAGGUGUUGCAUUUAUUGGAUUCGUCGAAUGAUCCCAUGGCGGGAGCGAAGAUAUGA
Capronia coronata CBS 617.96 is the source of this 726-nucleotide messenger RNA. RefSeq lists its product as uncharacterized. Gene Ontology annotation, biological process: mitochondrial respiratory chain complex IV assembly. NCBI's taxonomy places the organism in Eukaryota, Fungi, Ascomycota, Eurotiomycetes, Chaetothyriales, Herpotrichiellaceae. The coding region runs from base 1 to 726 and encodes 241 amino acids. The transcript has a single exon. Gene Ontology annotation, cellular component: mitochondrial inner membrane. The record is from RefSeq and is a predicted model, not a curated record.